GAACCAUUUAAAUGAGUUCGGGGCCUGAAUUUCAUGCUCAGGAAGCCAAACAUCAGCCCAGACUUGCUGGAUCUGAUCUGCACCCUCAUUGAAAUGCUGUCAUUCAGGGAUGUGGCCAUUGAUUUCUCUGCAGAGGAAUGUGAAUUGCUGGACCCUGGUCAGUGGGAUUUGUACAAGGAUGUGAUGUUGGAGAAUUUCAGCAACCUUGUGUUCCUGGGCCUUGCCUCCUCUAAGCCUUCCCUGAUCACAUUUUUGGAGCAAGGACAAGGACCUUCAGACAGGAAGAGACAAGGAGCAGCUGCCAUGGAAACAGGAAACAAACACUCUACUGGCAAAGAAUGUGACAAAGCCCCUCCUUGGAACUCACAACCUAUUAGCCACCAGAAAGUUAAUCUAAGAAAGAAGCCAUAUAAGUGUGAAGAAUGUGGCAAGGCCUUUCAUGCUCCAUCAUUACUUUCAAUACACAAAAUUGUUCAUACAGGAGAGAAACCCUACAAGUGUGAAGUAUGCGGGAAUGCCUUCUAUUUUCCAUUAAGACUUUAUCUACACAUGAGAAUUCAUAGAACAGAAAAACCCUUCAAUUGUGAAGCAUGUGACAAGGCCUUCAAUUAUCCAUCACAACUGUCUCUACACAGGAAGAUUCAUACAGGAGAGAAACCCUACCAGUGUGAGGUAUGUGGCAAGGCCUUCUGUUUUCCAUCAAAACUUUCUCUACACAGUAAAAUCCAUACAAGAGUGAGACCCUACCAGUGUGAGGUAUGUGGAAAGGCCUUCAGUCGUCAGUCACGGUUUUCCAAACACAAAAGGAUUCAUGCAGGAGAGAAACCCUAUGGGUGUGAAGUGUGUGGCAAGGGCUUCAGUCGUCAGUCACGACUUUCUGAACACAAAAGGAUUCACACAGGAGAGAAACCCUACGUGUGUCAAGUGUGUGGCAGUGCCUUCCAUGCUCUAUCAUUACUUUCUAAACACAGAAUGGUUCACACAGGAGAGAAGCCCUACCAGUGUGAUGUAUGUGACAAAGCCUUCAUAAACCCAUCAUCACUAUCUGUACACAAGAGGGUUCAUACUAGCCAGAGACUCUAUCUGUGUGAAGUGUGUGGCAAGGCCUUCCAUGUUCAGUCCCAACUUUCUGAACACCGGAGAAUUCAUACAGGUGAGAAUCCCUACCAGUGUGAAGUGUGUGGAAAGGCCUUCAAUCGUUCAUCACGACUUUCUCUACACAAGAAGAUUCAUUCAGAAGAGAAACCUUAUAAAUGUGAACUAUGUGGCAAAGGCUACAAUACUCCAUCGGGAAUUUCUCUGCACAGGAAGGCUCACACCGGACAGAAACCCUGCAAGUGUGAAGUGUGUACCAAGGCCUUCUAUUUCCCAUCACAACUUUCAGCACACAUGAGAAUUCAUACAGGUGAGAAUCCCCACAAGUGUGAAGUGUGUGGAAAGGCCUUUGAUCGCCCAUCACGACUUUCUAUACACAAGAAGAUUCAUUCAGGAGAAAAGCCCUUCAAGUGUAAAGUAUGUGGCAAAUCCUACAGUAGUCGAUCAGGACUUUAUUCGCACAAGAGUAUUCAUUCAGGGGAGAUACCCUUCAAGUGUGAACUAUGUGGCAAACCCUACAGGAGUCCAUCCGGACUUUAUUCACACAAGAGGACUCAUACAGGAGAGAAACCUUAGAAAUUGGAAGUGUGUGUCAAGAUCCUGUACUGCACCUUUACUUAAAGUACAUGAGCGAAUUUAUACAGGCAAGAAACCACACAGAGUUGUAGCAAGGCUUCUAUGUUCCAUCAUGACUUUCUGUAUACAAGAGCAUUCACAUGAGAGAAACGCUACAACUGAGAAGUAUGUGGCAAAGCCUUCCAUUUAUCAUCAUUACUUUCAAAAUGCAAGAACUCUUUCAUAUUUGAGAGAAACCCUACAAGUGUUAAAUAUGUGGCAAUGUCUUUAAAACUUCAUGGAUUCUUUCUCAUUUUUAAUAAUCCAUUCUAGAAACAAACCCUACUCUGAAAAAUGUGAAAAGGCCUUGUGUAAAAAGUCAUAUUUAACUCAGCACAAAUUAUCUCACACUUGGGAGAAAACCACAAGUGCAAGGAAUGUGGAAAAGACUUUAGAACUUAAACACACGUUCUCAACACCAGGCUUUUCAUAUUAGAGAGGAACAUUAGGAGUGUGGAGAAUGGCAAGGUCCUCCUUGAGCCUUCUGGUCUUAAACAACAUCAAAGAAUUGAUUUGUGAGAGAAACCCUGUGAAGAAUGAGCAAAGAUUUUUUGUACUUUCUAAGACUUGAAUCACCUGAUCAUUCAUACUGGAGAGAAAUGUCAUUAUUGUCAUCAAUUUUGAAAACACUUUUUAUGAGCUUUCUAGUGUUUCUCAAGACAAAAGUAUUUCAAACUUCAGUGAAAUAAUACAAGUGCCAAAAUGUUCAUAAAAUGUUUUCUUAUUUCUUAAAACUCUAUAAGAUAACAUAAUAUAUUCUAGAUAAAAAUCCUUCAAUUAGGUGGGAUAUCCUAAUUCUAAGUGGAAAAUCCGGGAAACAGAGAUAGAAAGAGAAAGUAGGGAGAGUCAAGGUGAAGCCAUGUGACUGCCAAAAGAGAAUGAUGCCAGAAUAUUGCCAGUUAAUCACAGCCUCGUGGUCAUACACAGAUUAAUAGGAAUUGGAUAAUUUAAGAUGUAAGAGCUAUCUAGGAUUAUGAGCCGUUGGCCAAACAUGCUGUAAUUAGUAUAGUUUCUCUGUGAUUUUUCCUGUCUGUGUUUCCAGGAAGUGAAAGCACAGUCUCUGUUUUCAUACCUAACUCAGGAUGAAAUAAUUCACACUGGAGAAAAGCCUUACAAAGAUCUAGAAUGGCAAACCUCUCAACUGUACCUGAAACCUUAUCAAAGAAUUCAUUCUGGAGAGAAACCCUACACGUGUAAAGACUGUGGCAAAGACUUUAGAGCUUACACGUGACAUUCUCAACAGCAGACUUUUCAUAUUGAAGAGGAAGAGUAUGACUGGAGAAUGGCAAGGUCAUUCACCAGCUUUCUGGAUUUAAACAACAUCUAACAAUUCUUGUCAGAGAAGCCCCGUGAAUUGUGUGCUGUGGCAUUUUUAUACUUGUAAAGAAAUUCUGAAACACCUGAUAAUUCAUACUGGAGAGAAAUGGCACUAAUGUUGUAAAUUUUAAAAACCCUUUCAUAAGCUUUGAGCACUUCUCAAGACAUGGUAGUUCAAACUUCAGUGAAAUGAUGCAAAUUUCAAAAUAUUCAUGAAUUGCUUAUGCUUCUUCAGAUCCUAAAAGAUAUCAAAAAUAUUCUGGAUCAAAACCAUACCAAUAGUGUGAAUGUGAUAAUGCCUUUGGAAUCAUUCAGACCUUACCCAAGAUGAAAGAAUCCAUAGUACAAGGAAGGAAUAUGCUUGUGAAAAAUACAGUGACAUAUGUUACCAUUCAACCAACAUCUGACCUCCUUAGUAUCUAUUUUAGAUGGACACAACACAGCAGUGAAUGGUGAACCAGUGCCUUUAAGGACUCCUCAUACCUUCAACCAGUGAUCCUCAACCUUCCUAAAGUUGACAUCCUUUAAUACAUUUGUAUCCCAACCUUAAAAUUGUUUUCUUGUCUACACCUAACUCUUUGAUACUGUUAAGAAUCAGAGUGUAAAUAUCUUUGUAUCUGAUGGUUUUAGGUGACCCUUCUGAGAAAAUGUUUUGACCCCCAAAUGGGUAAUUACCCACAGGUUAAGGACUGCUGUCGUAAACAAAGAAAAAUGUUCAUACUAAGUAACAACCAUAGAAUUUGAGGAAUCGAGAAAAGACUUAUUUUCAGCCACAUAAGACUGAUAUUUCCGGGUUCUAGUGGCCCUGCAUGUGCAUAGAAGCCCUCAGGCAGAAGUGCCUAAUGCCCCCCCAGGGAUGUUAUAGGGCUCCUGCAUGACCCAUGUGUAGGUGGAUCCACGUAUGACACAGGUAAGCCUUUGCACACAUGUGUGAGCCCCGUCAUCUGCAUAUGACAGCCACAUCAACUCCCUGUGCACGUGCGCUAGACAGCUUUUAAAAGAUGGAUGCGCCAUCUUCCUCUCUCUUUCUCUGCACACUGACUUCCCCUGGCCUGUGUACGUCCCCUCUAAUAAACUCCUAAGCGGAUUUCUUGCAUGGCUCCAGGAAAUGUCAUUGGUACUGUAAAAAAAAGCUAUUACCCUAGGCAAAAACUAAUUCAGGCCUUUGCUGUUCCUUCUACAAAAAAGUCCUUCCUAGGACUAGCUAGCCAUUAUUCAGGCCUGAGCUCUUCACCUCCCAGAUUUAACUCAUCCUUUUUCCCUCUAUGUAACAGAAGGAGAGAUAUGUCCUUGGGGUCUUAGGACAUCAGCUGAGACUUCCCUUUGCACCUGUAGCAUACCUGUCAAAGAAGCUGGACCUCACUACUCAAGGCUGGGCACCCUGCAUAUGUGCUUUAGUGGCUGCUGAGCUUCUGGUUCAUGAGUCAAAGAAACUAACCUUUGGGUCACACACCACUGUCUUCUCCCACCAUAAUCUUUCCCAUCUGUUCACUUACAAAGGUUUACAAACCUUACCUCCUUCCUGAGUUCUUUCCUCAAGGUGGAGGCAAAGGCACGCCCUGCCCAUGCCACUAAUCAGCAGGCUGAAUUAAUAGCCCUUAUCCCUACCUUCCAGUUAGCAAAGGGACAAUCUUUAAGUGUUUACACAGGCUCCAAAUAUGCCUUUCAUAUCCUCUGGUCAACACAGCUAUCUGGAAGGAGUGUGGGCUUUUUAUGACAAAAGGAGGAUCCAUAACUAACUCAGGUUACAUUAUGGACUUGUUAAAAGCCUCCCAUCUCCCUAAAGCUCCAUUAUUUCCAAGGGAAAUAACCAGGGUGACCAAGGAGCUAGUGUAAUGGUAAAAGUAAAAUGCUGCAGAUCCCAGAGUGGCAACAGUGGGCAGUGGGCCAUGAGACCACACUGCAGGUCCCCUGAAGUGGCAGCAGACAGCGUGCAGCUUAUCCUGAGAGCCACCACUCCCAGGCAGGGAUGAUGUAGUUCCCUGAGUAGCUGCAGCUGGCCACGAGUCCCAGGCAGGGAACCACAUGUUGGGUAAAAGACCUCAAUAGGGCAGCCAUUCCCAUGAGGAGAGACAAACAGAUGGGCAUGCUAUAAGAUCAUGCCACAAGUCUCUGAAGGCAGCUAGUCCCAGGUAGAGAGCCACGCGGUGGGCAAGAAACAGAGACAUAGAUAGGCAUGCCAUGCAGAGUGAUAUUGUAUAUUUAUUUAGUGGGUUAUAAAGGGAAAGGCGGAGAAGAACAGAGAGAGAGAAGGGGAGAAGGGAGAGACAGAAGCUGCCUCUUUCAGGGGGAGACAGAAAAGGAAAGGACUCAAGCUGGAAGCUGAAGAUCAGCUUGCCUCAGCAGAUGGGGGAGGGAGUGAGUGUGGGUUGUCUCUUAAAGGGACAGAGCAGACCAUUAUAUUCCCAUCUCAGUUUUAUAAUAAAAAAACUGAAGGUUAGGCACAACAGGUUAAAGGAAUUGGGGCAGCAGAUUCUCAAGACUGCUUCCUGCUUAUUUGUGGGUGUCAUCUUGGGGUGGGACCUGAGAAAGCUGGGUGCUGGUCACAUCCUGGCAUAGCUGGUCCGUUUGUUCCUGUCCAAUGUUUGUAGUAUAGAAAUGUAUGGUGUCUUUUACACCUGUUUAAGGUAUUGUCAGAACAGAGGUCAAAGUUAAGUUUAGGAAAAAAAAUUUAGGACCAGUGAAUUAAAGUGGGUGUAUCUAACCUGUUUACGGUGGAUCCUUCAAUUUGGCUCCCUGGAACUCACAAGAAUUUUUCAGUUUGUGAAAACAAAAGUUUUAAACAGCAGCAUAUUUAUAUUAGAAUGACUGUAACCGAAACUUUUGCACAAUGAAAAGUAUUUUUAAGACUAAAGAAGGCAGUGUGGGAGAGAAACUUGAUAACUUGUAUUUGUCCUCACACUUUUAUUCCUUACAGGUCUUUUAUUUGUAUUUUGUUGAAAUUUGUUUGGUGAGGUUGUCCUUUUAAACUGACAAAACCUCUCAGCUGUCAAACUGCAUCAGAGAUCUUUUAGAAGGAUAAAAUUUUACUUGAGUUCUUGAUUAAACAACAACAGAGAAUUUACUUGUAUGGGACCUUCAGCUACUCCUCAGAAUCCUCCAUGGUUGCUGAAAGUCAUAUUUGCCUUUUGCUUUGAAGCACAGAACCUGUCAGGCUCCAGAAAAUCCUGCGGGCUAAGAAAUCUGUAGGAAGACAAUCCUGCCUUGACCUGAGCAGCUUUGCUGUUGAUUCCAGUGAUUCUGUCCACUUCUGGAGAUCUUCAGUUUACGUGAAAAGCAGUUUUGCCUAGUAGUUAGCAUUUGGCCUUUGACCCAAAUUGUGGGUGGAUGUUGUUCUGUGCCCAUUUGUCUUCUGUCUUCUUUGGAGGAAAUAGAAUGCUACUGCUGGGAGCCAACCUGUCUCUUUUUGUGAUGAAGUCUUUUAAUAAUUAAAUAUUUAAAUACCAUAUUCCUGAGAUCUCCGAGCAGUUGAGGGCUGUUUACCAGUUAUAGAUAAGUUAUAAUUCCAGUAUAGAAUCUGCCUGAGGAGCUGGGUCCAAGCUUAACUGUACUGGCUCUCAACUUAGCAGGUAAGAUUUACACUCGUAAAAAAAAUAGAAAGAAAAAAACAGAAACCAAGGAACAAAACAGGUAGUCAAGGCUGGAGAGAUGGCUCAGUGGUUAAGAGCAUUGCCUGCUCUUCCAAAGGUCCUGAGUUCAAUUCCCAGCAACCACAUGGUGGCUCACAACCAUCUGUAAAGAGGUCUGGCCCUCAGGCAUACAGACAAAAUAUUGUAUACUAAAUAAAUAAACAAACAAACAAACAAAACAGGUAGUCAAUUAGGACAAGACCAGACAUCAGCACCUAGAAUAAUAAUCUUCCCAAUACCAGGUGUCAAAUGUCUGCUCAAAAGCACAAUGAAUAACAGCCAUUACAAUAUGUCUCCACUAUAGCAGCAAAUCUACCACAACAGGCCCUGAAUAGAGGUGAGGCACAAAUAAAAGACCUUAAAAUAACCUUUAUGCAUAUGAUAAGGUCCUUAAAGAAAAAAACAAAGAAAUUCCUUAAAGAAAGAAAAGAAACAAAAACCUGGUGGCUUCAAACUGUGGAGCUACUUGGCUGUGCUGACUGGCUGGCUUUCCUCUGCCAGCAGGGCCCUCCUGUUGAAGAACACGCACUACAUGUUAAAGCAUGAAGACAUGUUUACUCCCAAUGUUAUGGACCUACCACCCCUUCAUCCUGCUUUCCAGCUCAACUCAGGGGAGAAAGCUUCCUCAAAAACUCUCCAAACAUCUGCCUGGGGAGAAGGGAGUCAGGCUCCUAAGUUGCCUCAGUUAAGUGGAGGGUCCCUCUGUGUGCCCUGCUGGAGUUGUGUUUUCUCAGCCCUAAUAAUACCGCUUCUUUUCCCUGGUGUGGUUGGGAUUCUCCCAGUGCUACACGUCUCCAUCUGGCGGGAAAACAGAAAACCAAAACAGAAUACGACCCCCAGACUGCGACAUUGCAACAGCAGAAAAUGCUCUCCAUAUUCAGCCCCACAAGAUUUUGUUCUGUUCUGUAGCUCUUUUUAGCACUGUACACAAAAAUCAAGGUCCUGCUGACUUCAUGGAGCCUGACCCAUCACCCAGCUACCUCCUAUUCCUUUUUCUUCUUUUCAUUUCAAUAUAAGACUGUAUUCCUGAGAGACAGCGCCGGGGCAAGCGAGAGCCGGACGGGCACUGGGCGACUCUGUGCCUCGCGGACGAAAA
Messenger RNA from Alexandromys fortis (reed vole), 7752 nucleotides. Its product is annotated as zinc finger protein 728-like. The record is from RefSeq and is a predicted model, not a curated record. Gene Ontology annotation, biological process: regulation of transcription by RNA polymerase II. The transcript has 4 exons. Bases 34 to 1671 code for a protein of 545 amino acids. Gene Ontology annotation, molecular function: RNA polymerase II cis-regulatory region sequence-specific DNA binding; DNA-binding transcription factor activity, RNA polymerase II-specific. Gene Ontology annotation, cellular component: transcription regulator complex; chromatin; PcG protein complex. NCBI's taxonomy places the organism in Eukaryota, Metazoa, Chordata, Mammalia, Rodentia, Cricetidae.